UGACGGGAGAAAACGGGAUGACAGAGAAAUAGACCAGUAUUGGUGAAAGGUUCGCGAGUUUCGGUGUUGUUUUUUCGGCACCUUUAAAAAUCUGUCCUGUUUAAAUAUACUAUAUAGCCACGCGCGUGUUGACAGGGUGAUAUUCGUUUGUUUUGCUUUGAGUUAUCUGUUAAAUUUUUUUUUUCCGGCAAUAAAAAAAUCAUCGUCCGCAUUUCACGGUGUCCAAUGUACAAUAAUUGUCCUGUAAAUCAGUCGCGGACGUUUUACACUUUUGUUUUCCCAUAGUGAUGAAUAUCAUUUUUUAAAAUAUUUUUUUGCCACCGAAUAAACGGUUGAUAAACUUUUCAUAAGAGUGAAAAAAAAAUAUCGGUGUUGACAAAAUAAGUGUUCAAGGGGUGGUCAGCAUGCACCCGUUCUAUAAUGCGUAUGGCAGUGGUGGGAACGUUGAACACCUGUAUGAUGACAAUUGGGUAGCGCCACCAACCAAUACACCGAUGAAGGAUAUUGAAGCAUGUUUAGAAACUGUAUCGAGUACAAAUAUACAAGCAAUUAAAUCAACUUCUCAUCAGUCAUAUUUAUCACCAGAUAGAAAAAGAUUAGAUGUAGUGACCAACAGUCAAGAACAUCCAAAACUUUCUGGAGUAGGAGCCGCGUUAGAAAUGAAACAUUUAUGGGAAGAGUUUAACGAGCUCGGUACAGAAAUGAUCGUCACCAAAGCUGGCAGAAGAAUGUUCCCUACAUUCCAAGUCCGAUUGUAUGGUUUGGAUCCAGUAGCAGAAUAUAUGCUUAUGAUGGAUUUUGUUCCUGUAGAUGAUAAGAGAUAUAGAUAUGCAUUUCAUAGUUCAAGCUGGGUGGUCGCUGGUAAAUCGGAUCCUAUAUCACCCCCUAGAGUACAUAUUCAUCCAGAUUCACCGGCGUCUGGAGGACAGUGGUUGAAACAAGUCGUGUCAUUCGAUAAACUAAAGUUGACCAACAAUCAAAUGGACGACAAUGGGCAUAUUAUCCUUAAUUCAAUGCAUCGGUACCAACCCAGAUUCCAUGUACUCUACAUUCCAGGAAGAGAUGAAGGCUCUUCAAAUUCCACAAACAAUUUUAAAACAUUUAUGUUUCCAGAAACCAAAUUUACAGCUGUCACUGCUUAUCAAAACCACAGGAUAACACAGUUAAAAAUUGCUAGUAAUCCAUUCGCAAAAGGAUUCAGAGACUGCGAGACUGAAGAAUGUGGCCCUAUGUCUAUUGAUAGUGAACCACAAGCCGCCAAUAAUAAAUCGCAAUGCAAAAAAAAUGUCACUGGAAUCCAUAACAACAAUAAUUGCGUUCAGUUCCCAAAUAAAGAAUCAACAGGAAGUUUGGGUGUGAUGGAGAACAUGUACAACAGCGACAGUUCGUCAUCUGCUUCGCCGCCACACAUGUCCGCGCACGGUCAACACCAAAUGCCUCUGAAUGCAACCACAGCGGCGACCACCGCAACCGUACCGGUCACGCCUUACCUGAGUCAAGUGUGCAAUUACGGGCCAAUAUUCGCGUCGUCUGCGUAUGCACAUCAUAACUACUCGCCGUUUCACGGAUAUGACAGACUACAUCAAAAGAAUUCUAACACUGAAAUAGCGACCGGAUACCACAUGUCUUACCAGCAUCAUUACCACCAUAGACCUUCCACGUUUCAUGGAGCUCAAAAAACAUCCAAUACAUAUUUGCAAAAUGAUUACGCGCCCAGGUAGAACGCGUUAUCGUCGAAACAGUAACUAAUUAGAGUAAUAUCUAUCCUUAUUAAUGUACAUAUAUUAUGUAUAAUAGGUAUUUGUAAUUAUUAAGUCUUAUAAAAUCAAUUUAGAUGGAAUUAAAAUGUGUAUAUAAUAUAUUUAUAAAUUAUAAAUCGGAAUUGUAUACUUGCGUAAAUACGAUAUAGAGAAUUAUAACGUCUAAUUAAUUUUAUUUUAAUUACCACAAUUAAAACUGUUAAUAAAACAGAAAAGACACAAAUGACGGUUGUUUGAAAAUGUAAUUAAUAAUAAUUAAUAGUUUUAACUACCUACUAUAAAUUAUAGGUUUUAACUAUAUAAGAUUAAGUAAGUUCCAGAUUUCAAACUAUGUAUUUUCUAUCGUGUUAUUAUUAUAAUUAAAUUAUUAGUGUAGUAUAGAUA
Molecule: messenger RNA, 2144 nt
Organism: Metopolophium dirhodum (rose-grain aphid)
Lineage: Eukaryota; Metazoa; Arthropoda; Insecta; Hemiptera; Aphididae
Product: T-box transcription factor TBX10-like
Exons: 9
Coding region: 405-1721 (438 amino acids)
Biological process (GO): regulation of transcription by RNA polymerase II; positive regulation of DNA-templated transcription; cell fate specification
Cellular component (GO): nucleus
Molecular function (GO): DNA-binding transcription factor activity, RNA polymerase II-specific; RNA polymerase II cis-regulatory region sequence-specific DNA binding
Source: RefSeq, a predicted model, not a curated record